This is a messenger RNA of Drosophila subpulchrella, 799 nucleotides long. Its product is annotated as trypsin alpha-like. NCBI's taxonomy places the organism in Eukaryota, Metazoa, Arthropoda, Insecta, Diptera, Drosophilidae. The annotation marks the transcript as partial. The record is from RefSeq and is a predicted model, not a curated record. The transcript has a single exon. Gene Ontology annotation, molecular function: serine-type endopeptidase activity. Gene Ontology annotation, biological process: proteolysis.
UCAAAAGUCUCUUCCAAACUAGUCGAGAUGUUCUUCAGCUGCUUUCUACUGCUAUUCGCACUUAAAAUCGAACAGGCUCCCUGGCAGGUUUCCUUACAGACUCAAGGACAUCAUAUUUGUGGAGGUUCCAUUUACAGCAAAGAUAUUGCUACCACUGCUGCACACUGCUUUUUUACUAAAGAUGGACGACAACUUCCGGCCGAAGACUUUAUAGUUCGCGCAGGUUCUGCAAUAAAGAACUCCGGGGGAGCCCUUGUCAAAGUGGCAGCCAUUCGAACCCAUGAAAUGUUCGAAAUUACUAACUUUAAUUACGAUAUUGCCGUGAUGCGAUUAAGUGAAGCUCUAGAGUUAACUCACAAAGUACAGACGAUUCCUUUGGCCGAGAAGAAUCCUGCUCGUGGAACGCCCGCAUUCUCUUCUGGCUGGGGAUAUUCACUAUGGUUUAAUCAUGUGAAAGGUUCUGUCGAGCUUAUUUCUCCAGUAAAUCUUCAAGGCGUACAACUCGAGAUCAAUUCGUCGGACAACGAUGGAAUGAUAUUGAAAAUACCUAAGGAUGUGAUUUCUGCCGGGUCUUUUGGACAAACUGCUUGUAGGGGCGACUCAGGUGGACCUCUGGUUGUUAACCAACAACUUGUGGGUGUCGUCGCAUCAGGUCCACAAUGGUGCGAUGGUGAUGCAGAUUUCACCAGUGUCCCUUACUUCCGAGAAUGGAUAUUAAAUACCAUUGAAUCUAUUUAAUGAAAUGUGCAAGAGUAAAUAAAACAUAUAAAAAUUCACAAUGGCAUGUGUUUAAAGCCAA